GGGGCGGCGGCGGGCGCGGAGCCGGAGCCCGGAGCCGUGGCCCGGGGCCGGGGCCAUGCGGCGGGCGGCGGCGCUGGUGCUGCUGGCGGCGGCUCUGAGCGGCCCCGGGGCCGGGGCUCGGAGCUGCCCCGCGCUCAGCCUGGGCUGCAAGUGCUCGGCCGAGCGGGCCAAGGCGGGCGGCGGCCCCGGCGCGCCCCGGCGGAGGGUGGUCUGCAGCGGCGGGGGGCUCCCCGCGCCGCCCGAGCCGCGCCUGCUGCCCGAGGGCACCGUCACGCUGCUGCUGAGCAACAACAAGAUCACGGUGCUGGAGAACGGCUCCUUCUUCGGGCUGCGGGCUCUGGAGAAGCUGGACCUGAAGAACAAUCUGAUCAGCACGGUCCAGCCAGGCGCCUUCCUCGGCCUGCCCGAGCUGAAGCGGCUGGACCUCUCCAACAACCGCAUCGGCUGCCUGAGCGCCAGCGUCUUCCAGGGCCUGCCCAGCCUCCUCCGACUGAACAUGUCCGGAAACAUCUUCUCCAGCCUCCCGCCCGGUGUUUUUGACGAGCUCCCCUCCCUGAAAGUCGUCGACUUCGCCACCGAGUACCUGACGUGCGACUGCAACCUGCGCUGGGUGCUGCGCUGGGCCCGCGAGCGGGCGGCGCAGCUCUCGGAGCGGACGGCGUGCUCCUUCCCCCGGCAGCUCCGCGGCGUGGCCCUGCGAGGGGCGCGGGACGGGCAGCUCCGCUGCGCGGGAGCCCCGGAGCUGCACACCCACCACCUCAUCCCGUCGCUGCGCCAGGUGGUUUUCCAGGGAGACCGGCUGCCCUUCCAGUGCACGGCCACGUACCUGGACAACAGCACCCAGAUCCGCUGGUUCCACAACCGCGAGCCCGUGCGGGAGGAUGAGCAGACGGGCGUGAUCGUGGAGGAGAGUCUCAUCCAUGACUGCACCUUCAUCACCAGCGAGCUCAUCCUCUCCAACAUCCACGUCUCCGCCAACGGCGAGUGGGAAUGCGCUGUCUCCACCUCGCAGGGCAACGUCAGCAAGAAGGUGGAGAUCGUGGUGCUGGAGACCUCAGCAUCCUACUGCCCUGCCGAGCGGGUCACCAACAACCGCGGGGACUUCAGGUGGCCCCGCACCCUGGCGGGGAUCACGGCCUUCCAGCCCUGCCUGCAGCACCCGUUCGCCGCGGGCCCGGCGGGCGUGGGCUCGGCGGGCGAGAAGCAGGCGUGGCGGCGCUGUGACCGCAGCGGGCGCUGGGAGGACGGCGACUACUCCCACUGCCUCUACACCAACGACAUCACCCGCGUGCUCUACACCUUCGUGCUGAUGCCCAUCAAUGCCUCCAACGCCCUGACCCUGGCUCACCAGCUGCGCGUCUACACGGCCGAGGCAGCCAACUUCUCAGACAUGGUUGAUGUCCUCUACGUGGCCCAGAUGAUAGAGAAGUUUAUCGGCUACGUGGACCAGAUCAAGCAGCUGACAGACGUGAUCGUGGAGAUGGCCAGCAACAUCAUGCUGGUGGACGACCACAUCCUGUGGAUGUCCCAGAAGGAGGAGAAGGCCUGCAGCAGCAUCGUGCGCUCCCUGGAGAGGAUCGCGGCCCACACGCUGGGCAGCAACUCCCAGCACAUGGCAGUGAACUCUCGCAACAUCGCCUUCGAGGCGUACGUGGUGAAGCCCGAGAGCUACGUGGGGCUGAGCUGCGUGGCCUUCCAGCGGUGGGAUGGCACUGGGACCCCCCCAGGACGGCCCCCCCAGGCCGAGCGGGGGGCCGAGCCCUCCCCAGACCAGCAGCUCAGGCUGCGCUGCACCACGGGGCGCCCCAACAUCUCCCUGACCAGCUUCCACAUCAAGAACAGCAUCGCCCUGGCCUCCAUCCAGCUGCCGCCCAGCCUGUUCGCCAGCCCCGCCCCGGCCCCGCCGGGGGCCGACUGCAAGCUCCAGCUGCUGGUCUUCCGCAACGGGAAACUCUUCUGCAGCACCGGGAACUCCUCCCGCCUGGCCGACGAUGGCAAGCGCCGCAGCGUGGCCACGCCAGUCAUCUACGCUGGGACCUAUGGCUGUGGAGUGAGGAACCUGUCGGAGCCGGUGGCCGUGUCCCUGCGACACCCCGGGGAGGGCACGGACCCCGUGGCUGCCUACUGGAACUUCGAGGUGCUGGGGGGCAUGGGGGGCUGGAGCGCCGAGGGGUGCCAGCUGGCCUCCCGCGAGCCCAACGUCACCUCCCUGCACUGCCGGCACCUCAGCAACGUGGCCGUGCUCAUGGAGCUCAGCGGGUUCCCCAGCGAGGCGCAAGGCGCUGUGGAGGUGCUGCACCCGGCCAUGUACACCUGCACGGCCGUGCUGCUGCUCUGCCUCUUCACCACCAUCAUCACCUACAUCGUUCACCACGGCACCAUCCUCAUCCCGCGGAAGGGCUGGCACAUGCUGCUUAACCUGUGCUUCCACAUCGCCAUGACGGCCGCCGUCUUCGCGGGAGGCAUCACCCUCACGGGCUACCGGGCCGUAUGCCAGGCCGUCGGCAUCAUCUUGCACUACUCGUCCCUCUCCACGCUGCUCUGGAUGGCGGUGAAAGCCCGAGUGCUCUACAAGGAGCUGAGCUGGAAGGCGCCACAGCAGCCGGACAGGGACACGUCCCAGGCAGCCCCCAGACCCAUGCUGCGGUUCUACCUGAUCGCCGGCGGGAUCCCCCUCAUCAUCUGUGGGGUCACAGCAGCUGUCAACAUCCAAAAUUACCACGACAACAACCCCUACUGCUGGCUGGUGUGGCGGCCCAGCCUGGGCGCCUUCUACGUCCCCGUGGCUUUCAUCCUGCUCGUCACCUGGAUUUACUUCCUCUGCGCCGGGCUCAGCCUCCAGUGCCGACCCUCGCAGCAGAAAGAGCUCCCGGAGCCGCUGGAGCCCCCGCCGCGGCUGGGGGCCACCGGCGACCUCCUGACGGACUCCGGCUCCAUCUCGGUGACGCUGAACUCGGGGCCGCCCUGCCCCGAGGGGGACGGUGUGUACUCGCUGCGGGUGCAGUUCUGGGCGCUGCUGGCCACCCACGCCCUCUACGUGGCCCUGUGGACGUUCGGCGCCAUGGCCGUGUCCCAGCGCUGGUACCUGAGCAUCGUCUUCAGCUGCCUCUACGGCGUCACCGCCGUGGCGCUGGGGCUCUUCAUCUUCACCCAUCACUGCCUGCGGCGCCGGGACGUGCUCAGCUCCUGGUUCUCGUGCUGCCCGUCGUACCGGAACGCGCUGCCCAUGCAGGCGUACGUGCACGCCGGGCUGGGGCCGGAGGACGGCUCGCAGGUCUUCAUCGGCUGCGAGCCGGAGGCCGCUCGCUCCGGCGCCUCCUCCUCCUCCUCGCCCAGCAGCGCCGGCUCUGCCGGGGGCCGCUGCAAGCUCACCAACCUGCAGGUAGCCCAGAGCCAGGCGGAGCCGCGGCCGGCGCCCUGCCCGGAGCCGGACGCUGCCGACGGGAAGCCCGCCCGGCACAACAGCAACCUGCACGGCCGCCGGAGCCACCGGGGCAGAACUAAACCGUGCCGGGACGGGAAGCACCACCGCUUGAAAAUGCUGCGGGGAUCCUCGGAGCACCCGUCCAGCGAGAGCGGCAGCCUCCACAACAGCCACUCCGAGAGCUACCCCAGCGGCAGGACCAGCCCGGCCCGGGUGCCGCACGACGGGGACGCGGCCCCCAGCCCCUCGGAGGGCAGCGACGGCGGGCGGAGGGUGCCCGACGUGGCCGAGGCUCGCCGGAGGAGCGGCAGCCGGGACAACCUGCGGCCCGGGACGAGCUGCGAGAGGGAGGCGAAGCGGCGCUCGUACCCGCUGAACGUGGGCAGCCACAACGGCGGCCUCAAGGGCAGCAAGUACGACAUCAACCUGGCCAGCGGCGACAGCGCGGCCGGCAUGAAGACCGGCCUGUGGAAGAGCGAAACCACCGUGUGAGGGUGGCGAAGGACCGACGGCCGCAGCGUUUUCCUCGGGGAGCAUCACCCGGUGCACUAGCGGGGAUGGGCGGCACGGCCGGGGGCUCCGGUGCCCCCGGGCACAGCACGAUGCCGGGCCCACCCAUCUCCCCGAGGAGGCUCGGAGCUUCCCGCCGCGGUGGCGGAAUUGCAGCCGCGCUUUAAUCACUCCCGCAUGUCACUUGAGAUUGAUCCUAAAUGCUAUUUUAUAUUCUACAGAGGAAACGUCUAUUUUUCAAAGCUAUAUUAUUGAAUGUAUAUAUGUAUAGACAGAGCCGUAGGUGGCACGAGGGCCCCCUCCCGUGCCACGACUGCAAUAUUCCCGCCGAGGGACCACUCCAAGUGCCCUUCACGUCCAGGCAGCGCAGCCCCAGCCUGAGCACGCUGCCUCUGGAGGGCAGCUGCUCCCUCUGGAACGUCCCCAGCUGUGCCAGCCGCGGGGGCCGAGCGCUGCCAAAGCCAUAUUGCAAAGCCAAGCACAAGGUAAGAGGAGCCUCAGCUCCGAGGUGAGGUGAUUGUCUGCACUGCUUUAAUGCCAGACACUAAAAUAAGGGCCAGAAAAGGCUCCAGACACUAAAUUCAGUCAGAUAAUGCUCCCAGGCCCUCAGAGGCUCAAGCCAUGCGCUGGGGUGGGCUGGCAGACCUUGCUGCUGCCAGGACCGACCCUCUGUGCCAAAGCACCAAAGAACCAAGAUGUGAGAGAGGCCCAGAGCAGCUCUGUGUCCUUAAUCCAGGCUUCAAGCUCAGAAAAUACCUAUGUUUGCUCUUAAGAAGGCAGAGACCGUUCUGGGGAGCAGGGGCCAUUCCUGGGAAUGCAAGAGAACGAUGCCAAGGAAUUGGAGCCCUUCCUUGGACUGUCAAAGGGCUGGAACCUGGAUAAGCACUUAUUGUUCCCAUUGAAAAACAAAUCUCCCCUUUUUCCCCGCACACAGGUAAAACAGCCAGGCUGCAGAGAGGCUGCAGCAAAGCAGAGGAGGAAGGUGGGAGCCUGGUGCCUCCCCUGCCCUUUCCAGCCUCCCCUGCCUCACUUUCCCCCGCCUGCAGAUGAGUUUUGUAACGUAGCUACCUCCGAGGGGUCGUGGGGCUGGCAGGGCCACGAGCCAGGGGAGGAAAAAGCACUUAGUGGGGACUGGUCUCACCUGGGAAGCACUCACCCCACGGGGCUGGGGCACCCCUGGGCUUAACCUGCCACUCCCUGCCUGCCUCGGCUUCUCUGCCCAGUUAAAUGUUGAAAUAUUUCAUUGUCCCUGGUGUUUAACACAGUUUAAACCCUUGCUGCAGCUCCUGCAGCCUCCCCAGCCUGGCUGAUGCCCCGUGGUUCUGUUGCUUGCUGCAUUGUGACAGUAUUAGAGAAAAAGCUUUGUAUUCUUAAUUACACUUUGUCUGUUUACAAGCGAAUGACAUAUCAACAGAGCUUCCUGCAAUAUCCGGGGGGAGGGGAGGGAAAUAUGCCAAAGAAAUGUCUUUAAAGGGGUCUUUUUGCAUUUUUAUAUGAAUAGAAUGUUUCUAGCAGAUAUGUUUUGUUUAAUAUAUUAAAGAUAUGCCAAUCUGCCAAGA
Molecule: messenger RNA, 5493 nt
Organism: Passer domesticus (house sparrow)
Lineage: Eukaryota; Metazoa; Chordata; Aves; Passeriformes; Passeridae
Gene: ADGRA2
Product: adhesion G protein-coupled receptor A2
Exons: 19
Coding region: 56-3916 (1286 amino acids)
Biological process (GO): central nervous system development; cell surface receptor signaling pathway; positive regulation of canonical Wnt signaling pathway
Cellular component (GO): Wnt signalosome; plasma membrane
Molecular function (GO): G protein-coupled receptor activity; protein binding
Source: RefSeq, a predicted model, not a curated record